AUGGAAUUUGAGGAUCAACUUUUACUCUUAAUGAUUUUCUAUUGGUAUGUACGUCGUAAACGCAACUAUUUAUCUAGAGUUAAAGAUAAUACAUCAACUCUAUCUGGUGCAAGAUACACUUUGGAGUUGUUAUAUGGCUCAAAUCGACAAUGCAUAGAGUUGAUGCGGAUGUCUCGUGAUGCAUUUGUUCAUUUGUGCAAUCAUUUUAGACAGAGAGAAUGGAUUAAAGAUAGUAAGCAUGUAUCAGUUGAAGAAAAGAUAGCAAUGUUUUUAACUAUCAUAGCACAUAAUGAGCGAUUUGUUGUCAUGAAGCGAAGAUUUCAACACUCUUCACAAACUGUUCACAAAUAUUUUCACGAGGUUCUUGAAGCAAUGAUGCAUUUUCCAAAAGAGAUGAUAGUACCCACAGUUGAUCUUGAUUCCAAUAUUCCAGCUGCUCAAAAAAAUAUUAGAAAAAUUUUCAAGGGGACAAUUGGUGCACUUGAUGGAGCACUAGUGCAUGCUGUAAUCCCACUUGAUAAACAAACUGCUUAUAGAGGAAGAGGAAAGGCACAUGAUUCGCGAGUUCUAAAAGAGAUAGUAGCCAAUCCAAAUGAUUGUUUUCCAUUUCCUCCUCCAAAUAAGUAUUACCUAUGCGAUGCAGCAUAUCCAUGCUCUCGGGGAUUUUUACCUCCUUAUCACAAUGUUCGAUAUUGGUUAGGAGAUUAUCGCCGUAGGCGUGCUGUAACAAAAGAGGAGAAGAAGGAGCAUAUCAAUGAUGAAUUAUUCAAUCAAUUUGAUCAACCUCAAGUAAUCUUUGAGGAAGGACCAGAAGAACAAAUAAUGGAGGAAACAAAUGAACCCAGUUGGAAACCAGAAGAUGCACAGUUCAUGAACAAUUUGAGAAAUGAACUUGCAUUAAAGCUAAUGCAAAGAAGAGGAAAUAAUUGA
Messenger RNA from Cannabis sativa, 930 nucleotides. RefSeq lists its product as uncharacterized. The record is from RefSeq and is a predicted model, not a curated record. The transcript has 5 exons. NCBI's taxonomy places the organism in Eukaryota, Viridiplantae, Streptophyta, Magnoliopsida, Rosales, Cannabaceae. The coding region runs from base 1 to 930 and encodes 309 amino acids.